Messenger RNA from Triticum aestivum (bread wheat), 432 nucleotides. Its product is annotated as indole-2-monooxygenase-like. The record is from RefSeq and is a predicted model, not a curated record. The transcript has a single exon. The coding region runs from base 1 to 432 and encodes 143 amino acids. Gene Ontology annotation, molecular function: heme binding; monooxygenase activity; iron ion binding. Lineage: Eukaryota; Viridiplantae; Streptophyta; Magnoliopsida; Poales; Poaceae.
AUGGCGAUGGCAAAGAUCAACGAGGCAGCCACAACCAGUGGUACAGUCGACACGAGCGAGCUACUCAACUCAUUCUCAAAUGACAUGGCGUCCCGUAUCGUGUCGGGCAAGUUCUUCCUGAAAGAUGGACGGAGCAAGUUGUUUCGGGAACUCAUCAACGAUACCUCGCGGCUUUUGGGCGGGUUCAACUUGGAGGAGUACUUCCCAGCAUUGGGUAGGGCAGGAGUGCUUAAGAGGGCAGUUUGUGCCAAGGCCGAAAGAGUGAGGAACAGAUGGGCUGAUCUGUUGGACAAGGUGAUCGACGAUCGUGUGAGCAAGCGCAAGUCAGCGUUUGAUCACAAGGAUGGGGAUUUUGUGGAUAUUUUGCCAUCUAUUCAGCCGGAGUAUGAUCUCACAAGAGAGCACAUGAAAGCUCUUCUCACAGUAAGUUAG